Lolium rigidum is the source of this 1315-nucleotide messenger RNA. RefSeq lists its product as uncharacterized. The transcript is spliced from 9 exons. Lineage: Eukaryota; Viridiplantae; Streptophyta; Magnoliopsida; Poales; Poaceae. The record is from RefSeq and is a predicted model, not a curated record. The coding region runs from base 49 to 1236 and encodes 395 amino acids.
UGAUGGCCGUGCUUCCUGCGCGCCUCACCUCGACCUCCCCAAUUUUCCAUGGCGGCAGCGGCUGCUCACCUCCUCUCUUCCCCACCCGUCACAUCCGGCCUCCCUCCACGGCCUAGCCUAUGCCAUCACUGCCGCACCGGCACACGCCAGACCGAAGCUACCAGGAGCAUAUCCUGCCGCGCGACGCUUGGCGCCGAUGCCCCCCUGUCCGCGCUCGCCGCCCCCGGAUUGGCAGCAGCCACGGGGAGGACGUACCUGCGGGAGCACUCCUGCCUCCUCUUCCCGCCCCCGCGCGGCCGCCGACCGCUUGCCGUCGUCAAGUUUCUCGGCGGCGCCUUCAUCGGGGCAGUCCCCGAGGCCACCUACGGCUACCUGCUGGAGCUCCUGGCGCAGGAGGGCUUCCUCGUGGUGUGCGUGCCGUACAACGUCACCUUCGACCACGCGGCCGCCGCGCGGGAGGUCUUCCAGAGGUUCCACGGCUGCUACGACGAGCUCCUCGCGUCGGGGCUGCCGGAGGCCGGGCUAAGCGCAAUGGACAUCGCGGAGCUCCCGCUAUACUCCGUUGGUCACAGCAAUGGAGCGCUGCUUCAGCUGUUGGUGGGAAGCUACUUCUCGGAAAAGAUACCAAAGGCUAAUGCCAUUGUCUCAUUCAACAAUAGGCCCGCUUCAGAGGCUGUCCCUUACUUUGAGCAGAUAGGCCCACUAUUUAGUCAACUAAUGCCUAUGGUGGAGGCAUCACCUGUGUACUCCGUGGCAAGAGAUGCAUCAGGGGGUGUAUGGAAGGCUCUAUUUGAUUUAGCUGGAGGUUUGAUACAAGAGCAUGAUCGAGAUGCUAUGGCAUCUGUGAGCAAAUUUGUCGAUCAGUUACCCUCAGUAAUGAAUCAGGUUACAGAAGGUGUAUCUGAAUUCAAACCAACGCCGCCUGAGAACCGUGAAUUCUGCAAGAACUCCUACAGUGUACCGAAUACAUUAUUGGUGAAAUUCAGCGUUGAUGCUAUUGAUGAUACAGACAUAAUUGAGGACAUCUUGCAACCUCGGGUAGAAUCAAUUGGUGGACAAAUAAAGAAGGUCACACUGUCAGGAACACAUCUGACUCCAUGUAUACAGGAUGUUAAAUGGCAGGCUGGUUCACAAUACACUCCAGCAGAUGCUCUGGCCCAGGGUUUAAAAUCUUUGGCUCUCAAUGAGACCAGGGUCCUCUCAAGAACUAUCGCUGAUUGGUUCAGAUCCAUUUAGAAGCUUAGAUUCUUAAUUAUUGCAUGACCAUUGAAGUUCAGAAUGCUGCUUACGGAGGUAUGCAAUACUACUGUACCUA